AUGAAUCCAACUUUCAUUUCUUCUACCACUGCUGGCACCACUGAAAAGCCUGAUGGUGAUCCAGUUAAUCAAUGCUCCAUUAUGCACUCUAUUAAGGGUGCUACUCUCGGUACAACUGAAAAACCCGACGGCGAUCCGAAGACAAGUAAAGGACAUCCUAAAUCUAUUCAUGACUUUGUAAUGGAUGCUCCUCAUUAUUUUGGAUGA
Messenger RNA from Cetraspora pellucida, 207 nucleotides. The record is from the annotation of a GenBank genome assembly. NCBI's taxonomy places the organism in Eukaryota, Fungi, Glomeromycota, Glomeromycetes, Diversisporales, Gigasporaceae.